This is a messenger RNA of Gossypium raimondii (Peruvian cotton), 1209 nucleotides long. Its product is annotated as auxin-induced in root cultures protein 12. NCBI's taxonomy places the organism in Eukaryota, Viridiplantae, Streptophyta, Magnoliopsida, Malvales, Malvaceae. Bases 218 to 925 code for a protein of 235 amino acids. The record is from RefSeq and is a predicted model, not a curated record. The transcript has a single exon.
UAUCGUUUUGGUUUCAGUAUUUGUCCCGACGAGAUGAGAUCUACCCCUGAUAAUCCGUGAAGAUCAACUGUUAACCACUCAAUCAACCCUCCAAGUUCAACACUCAAACUACGAAUCCAACGUGGCACCAAUCUAUUGGACCCUUUAUCUAUGAAAAGCCCUUUUGGCUCUCUUUAUAUCUUCCUUCAUUGGAGACCAUUUUAGCACUAAACCAAAAAUGAAAAUGGGGUCUCUUUUUACUCCUCUGCUCCUUCCACUCUUUUGUCUUUGCCUUACUCUCAUCUCACCCACACAUUCCACGGAUUGUUCAUCGCUCAAACUCUCCGGUGGCAAAAAACAAUACUCCAAUUGCACCCACCUCCCCACCUUGAACGCAACCCUCCAUUUCACCUACAAUGCCACCAAUUCUUCCCUUUCCAUAGCCUUCUCAGCACCUCCGGCUAAAUCCGGCGGUUGGAUUGCUUGGGCCGUCAACCCCACGGGGACAGGCAUGGCAGGUUCACAAGCCCUCCUGGCUUUCAAAAACAAUGGAUCUAUGGUUGUUAAAACCUACAACAUAAGCUCCUACAGUUCCAUUGUGGAAGGGAAGCUUUCUUUCGAUGUUUGGGACUUGGAAGCCGAAGCCGGCAGCGAUGGGAAGAUGGUUUUAUAUGGUUCAUUGAAAGUGGAGGAAAGUGCGGAGAAGUUGAACCAGGUGUGGCAAGUUGGGCCAGGGAUCGCUGAUGGUCACCCGAUGAAGCAUGAGUUUGAUAAAGCCAAUCUGGGUUCCGUGGGAGAGUUGCAGCUGGUGGAGAAACUCACUCCAUCAUCCCCUUCCCCAUCUCCACAGGUUGCUAAUGCUAACUCAGGAUAUGGGUUGAGGGUUACCCAAUUAAAUGUAGGAUUUUGGAUCCUGGGUUUGAUUUACUUCAUAGUUUUCAUGUGAUUUUAAGCAGAGUACAGUAAUAAAAAGGGGGGGGGGGCAUAAUGAAUGAUUUUAGCACGAAAUAUCAAUUGCCUUUUUUUAUCUUCCAUUGUAUGAUGACAUUUUUUCCCACUGUAAUCAUGUUUCUUGUCUUGAUUGAAGUUAAAAUAGGUUGCAUAUCAUGAAAUAUUCAUGAAAAUAUUCUCACCUUUAUUAUGUACGAAGCACUGGUACUGGUAGGUAGACCCUGAAAUUAGCGUCUUACAUAAUGAAUUAAUUGUCGUUUCCUUUUACUACUUCAUAAA